AUGUCUGAUAGCACAACAACAAAAAAGGCAGAGGCCAUUGAAUCCGUCAGGACAUACGAGGUUAUACCUCCAAAAGUUCCAAAAUAUCUUCGAUGGAUUUAUCUACUCGAUUCUUUCGGAGUCGAGGCGCAUGGAAUCGACCGAUAUACGCCCGAAGAGCGUCUUGAAUAUGUCAAUUCCACCAGAAAUGGAAGAUCAUGGCAGUUUUUUCACACGUUUGGAUUAUGGGUAGCUGCUUGUGGAGGACUCACUUCCAUGUCUUCUUUCUUUCUACCUACAUUGGUCUUUGGUUUGAACUUGCGAGACUCAAUGGUAUCUGGAAUUAUAUCCAUGAACCUUGGCUGUGCCGUGGCAGCCUACUUCUCCACUAUGGGCUCCAAGUCUGGGUGUAGGCAGAUAGUUGGAGCUAGGCUACUUUUUGGAACUUGGGGAGUCAAAUUGGUGUCUGUAAUUUGCAUUGUGGGAGGUGUAGGAUGGUCAGUGGUGAACUGUGUUGUGGGAGGACAAGUGUUUGCUGCUGUUUCUGGGGCUCCAUUGGACGUGGGAAUCGUCAUAAUAUCAGUAUUGAGCGUGGUAAUUGCGGUGUUUGGUAUCAAGGUACUAAUCAGAUUCCAGACGAUUUUGUCACUUCCAAUCAUCAUAGCAGUAAUCCUUUUUUAUGUGGUGGUCUGUGACAAGGCACAUCACAUCCCAGCUUCCAAUAAACUCAUAAAAGAUCUGGGAUAUUCCCUGGAAACGACAAGAGGUAAUUGGCUCUCGUUUUUCACCAUUGGCUAUUCUGUGACAGCUUCGUGGGGUUCUGGUGCUUCAGAUUACUAUGCUAUGUUUCCAGAGGAUACAUCCAGCUUCCUGGUGUACUUUUUAACAUUUCUUGGCUUGUCAAUUCCAACUACCCUAGUAGCAGUGGUGGGUACCUUGUGUGGUACCAUUGCGUAUUCUUACCAGCCGUGGCUCACAGCCUAUAAUUCAGGAGGCGUAGGAGGACUCAUGAACGAGACAUUUGACAAAUGGGGCCGAUUUGGACAAUUUGUCAUGAUCGUAUGGUAUUUUUCUCUCAUUUGCAACAAUAUCAUGAACACCUAUUCGGCAGCAUUUGAAUUCCAACUUUUGGACGAAAGACUCAUCUACGUGCCUCGAUGGUGUUGGGCGUUCUUGAUAGCCCUCAUUUAUUUUGCAUUAUCAAUCGCUGGUAAAGAACAUUUUUCUACCAUCAUUGGCAAUUUCUUGCCGAUGCUCGCAUAUUGGAUAUCCAUGUAUAUCACCAUUCUCGUAUUGGAAAACGUCCUUUUUCGCAGAACGCCAAAGCUACGGAAAAUGCACUGGCGUGAGUUUGAAAACGACGAAACCUCCGCCGACAAAUACCUCUUUAAUUGGAACAACUGGGACAGCCGUGCGAACACAACUAACGGUUUCGCAGCCAUGUCGUCGUUCAUUGUGGGUGCAGUGGGUGCAGUGGUGGGUAUGAACCAAACCUAUUGGCAAGGUCCUAUAGCCCGUAAAAUCGGAGCUUACGGAGGAGAUAUUGGGUUUUGGUUGUGCAUGGCGUUCACAGCGGUUAUCUACCCUCCUUUGCGGUACUUGGAGUUGAAAAGGUUUGGAAAGUGA
Meyerozyma guilliermondii ATCC 6260 is the source of this 1605-nucleotide messenger RNA. RefSeq names its product Fcy24p (gene FCY24). The transcript has a single exon. Lineage: Eukaryota; Fungi; Ascomycota; Pichiomycetes; Serinales; Debaryomycetaceae. Bases 1 to 1605 code for a protein of 534 amino acids. Gene Ontology annotation, biological process: transmembrane transport. The record is from RefSeq and is a predicted model, not a curated record. Gene Ontology annotation, cellular component: plasma membrane; fungal-type vacuole membrane. Gene Ontology annotation, molecular function: transmembrane transporter activity.